AUGUUUGAGGAAAAGAUCGUUGACUUCAAGCCCUCUCCUGGGUCAAUCCCGUUGGUUGGUGCUUCGAUUGUGGUGGACCAAUCAGAUUACCCUGGUGUUAUCCGCGCCGCCAGGGACUUGGCCCAGGACUUUGCUCGCGUGACGAAAGGAGAUGCAAGUCCGUUAGUUGUGAUAUCGACUGACUCGGACUACGAGAGGAUACAGACGAAGACAGCCAUUAUCAUCGGCAGUGUUGCUUCGAGUGGGAUCAUCAAGACGCUUGCGCAACAGGGCAAACUUGAUGUCAAGGCAAUUGAGGGAAAAUGGGAAACAUUCAGCACGACUAUCAUCGAUCAGCCUCUGGCGAAGUGUGAAAAGGCUCUGGUGAUAGCUGGCAGUGAUAAGCGAGGUACCAUCUUUGGCAUCUACACGCUAUCUGAACAAAUUGGUGUCUCGCCAUGGUACUGGUGGGCCGAUGUACCACCAAAGCACCAUAAAGAGAUAUAUGCCAUUGACAAACAGACUGUCCACGGCGAGCCAUCUGUACGACAUCGCGGUAUUUUCCUCAAUGAUGAAGCACCUGCCUUGACUGGUUGGGCGAGAGAGAAGUUUGGAGGAUACAACUCAAAAUUCUAUGUCCAAGUCUUUGAACUUCUACUCAGACUCAAGGCCAACUUCCUCUGGCCAGCAAUGUGGCCCGGCUAUCCCAACCCCGGCGCAUCCUUCUUCACAGAUGAUCCACUGAAUCAAAAGCUCGCAGACGAAUACGGCAUCGUCAUAUCAACAUCCCACCAUGAGCCUAUGCAACGACUCUCAAACGAGUGGUUUGCCGAGAAUCCAGACGGAAGCUGGAAUUGGUUGACCAACAAGCAGAAAAUAACCGAAUUCUUUGAGCACGGUGCUAGUCGAGCCAAAGGCUGCGACUCAUACUUCACUCUGGGCAUCAGAGGAGAAUAUGACAAGAAGAUGCUGGCUGAGGAUCCUGCUGCUGUGGUUCAGGAUGCUAUUGAGACGCAGAGGCAGGUUGUUAAGAAAGUUUAUGGAAGUGAAGACGCUGUACCUCAACUCUUCGCGAUCUACAAAGAGGUCCAGUCGAUGUUCGAAACCGGCCGGCUGAGUGUUCCAGAUGAUGUCACUCUUCUGUUUCAGGAUGACAACUUUGGUACGAUCCGUCGACUUCCUACGAAGGAGGAGGCUAAGAGGAAGGGUGGAGCUGGCGUAUACUACCAUCUUCAGUACGUCGGCGAUCCUCGCAGCUACAAGUGGAUCAACACGAACUCACUAGGAAAAGUAUGGCAUCAACUCCAGCAAGCGUACCAUCACAACGCUCGCCAAAUCUGGGUUUUCAACGUAGGUGACCUAAAGCCUCAAGAAAUCCCCAUAUCCUUUGCUAUGGCUCUAGCUUGGAACAUCAACAGCAUCAAACACGAUACUCUCCUACAGUUCUUCCGUCAAGCUGCUGAACGUGAAUUUGGCGCUGAGCUUGCGGAUGAAGUUGGGUCAAUCUGGCAUCGACACGAUCGGCUGCUCGCUUUAAGAAAGCAUGAGCAUAUCGAGCCUGACACUUUCUCGGUUUUGCAUUACAGAGAAGCCGAUACCAUCCAUCGUCGAUGGAAAGAGCUUCUUGACGAUGCUGAAAGAGUGCAUGCCCAUGUUUCCGAAGCAGAAAAGGCAGCGUCUUUCCAGCUUAUUCUCCAUCCUACCAAGGCGUCUUACAUCUACAACGAGGUACGCUGGAGUCAAGCUCUAAACAAGCUAUACGCUCGUCAAAGACGAAACUCAGCGAACACAUAUGCCCAAAUCGCUCUGGACGCGUUUGACCAGGACUUCACACUAUCAGAAGAAUAUCACAGCCUUUUAGACGGGAAGUGGAACCAUAUUCUGAUGCAGCCCCACUACGGCUACGAAGAUACAUGGCACGCUCCUUCACGCGACAUGAUUGGCGGGCUCUGCUUUGUUCAGAAACGUCAGAACUCGAAUCCUAUUGUUGGGCAGAUGGGUGUUGCAGUUGAAGGGCAUGAGGGCGUGAGACCAGGUCGAAUCAAUGAAGAGUCUGAGAGGACGCAUCCAAGCAGACGGGAUCUUGUUCCUGGUUUGACUUUACGGCCUAUGAGUCGGUAUGGACCUGAGGCUCGAUACUUUGACAUCUUUACCCGAGGAGUCCCGAGGAUCAACUGGUCGACUUCAGCGCCUGAGCCUUGGGUAAAGCUGUCGAAGGUCUCGGGGGUCUUGGUACCUGGUGAGGAUGAUGCCAGGGUUGAGAUCUCAGUUGACUGGGAUCAAGUGCCUGAUGACUUCAAAGAGGAAAUACUCAUCGACGUUCGGUCGGAAGAGGGAGAUUUUGAACAGGUCCAUCUACCAAUCGAUGGCAGACGAGUACCAGACUCGUUCAAGGGUUUCGUUGAGCAGGACGGUUUCGUGUCUAUCCCUGCCACCGAUUGUCACCUCGAGACUUCGUACCUAGUUCUGCCCGACGCUGGCAGACUCGAAACUGGCUCUUUGAUUCUGACCCCAGGAACCGUCAGCGACGAUUCGAUACCCUACGUUCACUAUCCUUUUUACCUCUUCAGCGAGACUUCCAGCGCUAAGUUGGUGCUUUACUUCGGCACGACUCUGGAUCUUUCCUCAGAAGAUGUUCUGACCUAUGACGUUCGAAUCGACGAGGAACAAAGCCAAAGCUAUGCUCUGCAGAAGAGAACUCCAGAGAGUGAGAAGAACGCUGCUGACAAGGGAUGGGCGUCUGCCGACGGCUGGUUCUUUGCUGCGUCGGAUAAUGUAUGGGUGCGGGAGCAUGCGCUUAGGUUGGGACCUGGUGCACAUACGCUACAUCUCAGGUUGGGGCAUACGAACAUGUUGCUUGAGAAGAUCGUGAUCAACUGCGGUGGAGUAGCGAAGAGCUACCUAGGUCCUCCAUUUGGCAUCAAGGCUUAA
Fusarium fujikuroi IMI 58289 is the source of this 2910-nucleotide messenger RNA. RefSeq lists its product as uncharacterized. Bases 1 to 2910 code for a protein of 969 amino acids. The record is from RefSeq and is a predicted model, not a curated record. Lineage: Eukaryota; Fungi; Ascomycota; Sordariomycetes; Hypocreales; Nectriaceae. The transcript is spliced from 6 exons.